AUGCCACGACUUGUUCUGUACGCGCUCUACCUUCUUGGGGCUGCUUACAUUUGCAAUGCCAGCUUUUCGUGUACCACGGCAGACAGUAGCCAUUACUCUUGUACUCGUGACGUAAUUCUAGCCAUUGAUGCCACAUCAAAUAUGGUAACGAAAGACAAUAUCCGCGCGGAAUUCGACUUUAUCGAAAACUGGAUUCUUCCGCGGCUUGACAUCCGUAAAGGGUUCGUGGACGUUGGAGUAACCGCAUACGGUACUGGCUCAACCACCAUUUAUGACUUCAACUACAAUAGACAGCAAAUAUGUGACAAUAUGGAAAAACUCUGGAAUAAUGUCGACAUCGAUUCGGCCAGUAAUGUACCGCUGUCAAGAACGAUCCGGAACUUGUUCAACAAUUUUGGUUUUGACUACACAUCGCUUGUACUAUUCACAGGUGAUAGAGAACAAGCCGACGUGGAUGCUGCUGGAGCUCAAGUGGAAUUUUACAUUGAAAAUCGGUUGGCGUUGAACUUCUCCGUUGUCGUAGUCAACUAUGGGAACUGCUCGUUUAACAGUUGGCCUCAGAUGCACACAAACACGUAUGACGCCAAGACCAUCAAUGUCGACCAGCUGUCGAAUUACGUGGACGAUUCUAUUUGUACACCUUCUGAUCCUUCAUCCACUCCUCUACCUACCAUACCUGAACACCUCACGACAACUGCCAAUAUCCAGCCAACACCAGAGCCCACGCCUACUGUACCCAGUUUACCUGUAGCGAACAUCAACAACACCGGAUGCAACUGCGUUCUGAAAACUGUCUGGCUUGACGUCUUUCUUCUUAUGGAGGCUACCACAGCCAUGACUCCUGCUGGAAUAACCUCAGCAACUGACUACGUCGUGUCAGCAUUCACAAAAGUUACCGUUGGACAAGCUGAACAAUACCAAACCCGAUUUGGAGUUAUUCGUUACGCAAGUAGUGUGGAUCUGAUUGCUGACCUGAACGUUUAUACUUCGACAGCAGAUCUAUUCGACCUUUCAAUAUCNUCUUUGAACGAGACCGGCACCAAUAUCGAAGGAAGCGGUGGAUACAACGAUCCCACACAAGCAGCAAACGAAUUCCGUGAGGAUGGCGGCACAAUCAUCACCAUCGAAUAUGCACAAGAACACGGACUAGCAGUGCCAUUACUGCGAACGCUGGCUUCACCAAAUUACAAUCUGACAAAUAAAAAGGAUGAUGGCACGAUGUUGCGAGCUGAUGACUUGCGUAAUCUGCUUUGUGAAGCCAACUGCUUCUGCAGGACGAAUUGGAAGCCGUAUAACGCAGAUAAAUGGGAUGCACCACAGGGAGGAUGUUACUUUCCGGUCGGGAUUUCUGCAAUUCAGAUGUUAGCCAAUCGAACUUGUUACCGUGAGAGAGAUGCUGUCCUUGCCCUUGAUGAAGACGCUAACAAGAACUUUUUCCUUUUGAGCGUGUUCUCUUCAAAAACCAAAUUCUGGUUGGGACUAGAAUACGACGGUAGCCAAUGGACAUGGCCGGGAGGCUACUCGGCUGGCUACACAAAUUGGGGUCCAGGCCAACCAGAUUACAGCAAAGGUAAUUGUGCCUACAUGCAGCAAUAUUCUGGAUUCUCGACUCGUUGUCAGUGCUCAUCGUUACUUUUAGGGACAGCUUACAUUUGCGAUGGCAGCUUUUCGUGCUACUCAGAUGACAACAGCCACUACUCUUGUUCUCGUCACGUAAUUCUAGCCAUCGAUGCCACACAAGAUAUGGUAACGAAAGACAAUAUCCAUGCAGAAUUCGACUUCAUCGAAAAUUGGAUGCUCCCGCAGCUCGACCUCCGGGACGGGUUUGUGUAUGUUGGAAUGACCGCCUACGGUACUCGCUCAACCACUGUUUAUGACUACAACUACAAUAGGCGGCGACUUUGUUUAAAUGUGGAAGAAAUAUGGAACAGUGUCGACAUCGAUUCAGCCAGCAAUGUAUCACUGUCAACGGACCAAGCCGAUGUGGACGCUGCCGGAGCUCAACUGGAAUACUACAUUGAAAAUCGGUUGGCGCUCAACUUCUCCGUUGUCGUAGUCAACUAUGGGAACUGCUCGUUUAGCAGUUGGCCUCAAAUGCACACAAAUGCGUACGACGCCAACACCAUCGAUCUCGACAAGCUGUCAAACUAUGUGGACGAGUCUAUUUGUGAUCUUUCUGGACCUUCCACUCCUUUAUCUACCAUACCUGAGCAACAAACGACAACUGCCAAUAUCAAGCCGACACCAGAGCCCACGCCUACGGUACCCAGUUUACCAGUGGCGAACAUCAACAACACCGGAUGCAACUGCGUUCUAAAAACGGUCUGGCUUGACGUCUUUCUUCUCAUGGAGGCUACCACAGCCAUGACUCCUGCUGGAAUAACCUCAGCAACUGACUACGUCGUGUCAGCAUUCACAAAACUAACCGUUGGACAAGCUGAACAGUAUCAAACCCGAUUUGGAGUUAUUCGCUACGCAAGCAGUGUGGAUCUGAUUGCUGAUCUGAACUUUUACAAUUCAACAGCAGAUCUAUUCGACCUUACAAUAUCGUCUUUGAACGAGACCGGCACCAAUAUCGAAGGGAGCGGUGGAUACAACGAUCCCACACAGGCAGCAAGCGCAUUUCGUGAGUAUGGCGGCACAAUCAUCACCAUUGAUUAUGUGCAAGAGCAUGGAUUAGCAGUGCCGUUACUGCGAACGCUGGCUUCACCGAAUUACAAUCUGACAAAUAAAAAGGAUGACGGCACCAUGUUGCAAGCUGAUGAAUUACGUCGUCUGCUUUGUGAAGCCAACUGCUUCUGCAGGACGAAUUGGAUGCCAUACAACGCAGACAAAUGGGAUGCACCACAGGGAGGAUGCUACUUUCCGGUCGGGAUCUCUUCAAUACAGAUGUUAGCCAAUCGAACAUGUCUCCGAGAUAAAGGUGCUGUCCUUGCCCUUGAUGAAGACGCUAGUAAGAACUUUUUCCUCCUAAGCGCGUUUUCUUCAAAAACCAAAUUCUGGUUGGGACUAGAGUACGACGGUAGCCAAUGGGCAUGGUCAGGAGGCUAUUCGACUGGCUACACAAAUUGGGGUCCAGGCCAACCAGAUUACAGCAAGGGUGAUUGCGCCUACAUGCAACAAUAUUCUGGAUUCUCAUCGGGAUGGUUCAGUGACGACUGCAACAACGACCACAAUUACAUUUGCCAGACAAGGCCAUGUGAUUCUACCAACUACUGUGCUGCUGAAUAA
Molecule: messenger RNA, 3231 nt
Organism: Haemonchus placei
Lineage: Eukaryota; Metazoa; Nematoda; Chromadorea; Rhabditida; Trichostrongylidae
Source: the annotation of a GenBank genome assembly